Molecule: messenger RNA, 2009 nt
Organism: Soboliphyme baturini
Lineage: Eukaryota; Metazoa; Nematoda; Enoplea; Dioctophymatida; Soboliphymatidae
Source: the annotation of a GenBank genome assembly
AUGGAUCGAAAACGGAAAAGCUUUGGAUUUUCUGGAUUCAGGGUUGCCUCGAAGUCCAGCGAUUUGUCUUCUUCUGUCGAUAAAGAUAGCUCGACGAACAGUCGUAGAAUCCAUGAUGCUGAAAUGGAGGCUUCUGGUUCCCUGCAGUAUGGCACCAAUCGUAAAUGGUACAUGGACGACGACGAGUCAUUGGAAGAUGACGGAGAAAGCGCAGAAGCUCCAUCACGAAGAUCAUCUAACCAGGAAGAUGACGAGGAUGAUCCUUUGGACAGUUUCAUGGCAGGAAUUGAGGCCCAAGCAAGGAAAGACAAGGAAGUAAGUGAGAAAAAAGCAGUGAUGGAACCGCCUUCUGAAAAGAAGAAAACCGCUCUAGGAAGAACCGACAUCGAAGACGAGGAUGAACAAGAAUCGUACUUUAAAUGGGUGGAAGAAAAUAAAGAAAAACUGGAGCGAAGUUCAGACAAUGAGGAAGAUGAUGUUGAAUAUGAUGAGGAAGGGAAUCCGAUAGUUUCUCAUAAGAAGAUUAUGCAGCUUCCUUUCGGUUUCACCAUAUUUCUAUCCAAGGUCAUAUGGAAUCUGCUUUUGGUGCAACGGAAUAAACGUUCGCUCCACUCCCACAUCGAUCCCCUGAAGCGGAUCGACCAUUCUAUGAUCAGCUAUGAGCCUUUCGAAAAGAACUUCUAUUCGGAACACAGCGACAUCAGCCAACUUAGCCAAGACCAGGUGAACGGAUUGCGCAAGAAGCUUGACAUCAAAGUUAUCGGCGCCAAUCCGCCAAAACCGGUGUCCAGUUUCGCCCAUUUCGGUUUUGACUCGAAGUUGAUGGCUGCUAUUCGCAAAGCUGAAUAUUCUGUGCCAACGCCGAUCCAGGCUCAGGGUAUUCCUGUGAUACUCAGUGGUCGAGAUAUCAUUGGCAUUGCGAAGACCGGAAGUGGCAAAACCGUCGCUUAUUUGUGGCCAGCACUGGUUCAUAUCAUGGGGCAGCGUGAGCUGCUCGAUGGCGAAGGUCCAAUUUGUCUCAUUCUGGCACCUGCAAGAGAACUCGCUAUUCAGAUCUAUAACGAAGCGAAGAAGUUUGCAAAGGUCUAUGAUUUGCGGGUGGUAUGCGCCUAUGGAGGUGGUUCGAAAUGGGAACAAUCUAAGGCGUUGGAGGUUGGAUCAGAUAUUGUAGUCGGAACACCGGGACGUAUUAUUGACAUGGUGAACAUGGAGGCAAUGGAUUUGAAUCGUGUCACUUAUCUUGUUUUGGACGAGGCGGACAGAAUGUUUGACAUGGGAUUCGAGCCACAGGUACGAUCAAUUGCUGAUCACGUUAGACCUGACCGUCAGUGUAUGCUGUUCAGCGCGACGUUCAAAAAGAAGAUCGAACAUCUUGCGCGCGACGUAUUGACCAAUCCGGUGAAGGUUAUUCAGGGAGAACUGGGCGAGGCUAACGAAGACAUCGAACAAGAAGUCAUUGUGCUGCCGUCCGGUCCGUCAAAGUAUGCAUGGCUUCUUGAGCGGCUAGUGAGCUUCUGCACACUUGGUAAAGUGCUCAUCUUCGUGAACCAAAAGCAGCAUGUCGAAGAGCUAGCCAAUAAUUUGAAAGCGAAGGACUUCAGCGUCUGCGUUCUGCAUGGCGACAUGUUGCAACACGAAAGAAACGAAGUCAACCACGCGUUCAGAAAAAACGUACCAAUUCUCGUUGCGACUGAUGUUGCUGCUCGUGGCUUGGAUAUUCUUGCGAUUAAAACAGUUGUAAACUACGAUGCUGCUAAAGAUUUGGAUACUCACAUCCAUCGAAUCGGUAGAACCGGACGUGCUGGUGAAAAGGGUUGGGCUUAUACUUUAUUAACAGAAAAAGACAAAGAAUUUGCCGGCCAUCUGGUUAAGAACCUAAACAGCCUUAAUCAAGAGGUGCCGCCCAAAUUGCUAGAAUUGGCCCUUCAGGUUGGUUACAGAGUUUCAAAAUUUUUAAUGGCUUCAAUUAGUUUUCUGUAUGUAUUAAAAUUUAGUUUGAUUAAAUAGGG